Blumeria graminis f. sp. triticale is the source of this 1035-nucleotide messenger RNA. The record is from the annotation of a GenBank genome assembly. Lineage: Eukaryota; Fungi; Ascomycota; Leotiomycetes; Helotiales; Erysiphaceae.
AUGGGGAUUUCACUUCCCGCAUACAAUUAUCCCCCGGCACGUCCUGGAGACGGUGUCUGGGGACCAGUGACAUCAACUAUAAAUUGGUGUGAAGAAGAUUAUUAUGCAACAAUCUACUCCGCAGAAAUAGUCAACACCCUCACGAACAUACUUUUCAUUAUACUGGGUGUAAAGGGGUUGAGGAAUUGUAUCAAGUACAAACAUGAUAAUGUGUUUGCUGUAGCAUUUUCGGGCUACAUGCUCGUGGGAAUAGGCAGUUUUGCCUUCCACACUACGCUCAAAUACUCGAUGCAAUUAGUUGAUGAGCUUUCCAUGAUAUACACAACCUGUAUCAUGUGUUAUGCAACUUUUUCAUACGAAAAAUCUCGACUCUACCGGCAACUUCUAGGAUUUUGUUUAUCUUUUUUGGCUAUAUCUAUUACCCUAUGCUAUCACUACCUUCAAAACCCAACUUUUCACCAGAAUGCCUUUGCAGUUUUAAUCACUAUAGUCCUUCUUCGCAGUAUGUAUAUCAUGGAGUUUGAAGUUAGACCUUCCAUGCAAAAAAUACACAGCGCGGAUAUGAAAAAUAAAGUGGUCAAAGGAACGAUACCCAGUGGAGUUUGGAGGAAAACUAGUGAUUUGAGUAUUGUUAACGAAAUGUGGUUGAUGGUGAGUCUUGGUCUUUCUAUAUUUCUGGCAGGAUUUGGAAUUUGGGCUCUAGACAAUGUCUAUUGCUCAACGCUUCUUCGCUGGAGACAUGAAAUUGGUUUACCAUGGGGUCUACUUUUGGAGGGGCAUGGAUGGUGGCACUUAAUGACCGGUGUGGGGAGUUAUUUUUAUCUAACUUGGGGAGUCUGGCUACGGUAUUGUUUGAUGAGGCAACAUAAUAAGUUUGUUCUCUAUUGGCCAAGCGUUUUCUUUUCUCUUCCCGAGGUACUUCCGCUCUUGGUAGCAGAGAAGAAGGCUACUCACAAGAAACAUCUGGAAACGAUGAAAGACCGUUCUCAGAAGUUUGUCAACAAAAACUCAGACGAUAACAAGAAGUCCAGUUAG